UGGGGCGGGGUCUAUCUGCCUCCCAGCCAAUGGCAAAGGGUGUAGACUGGCGCGCGCGUGCUGCGAGUUCCAGUUCCGGCGGGUUGGCGGCGGCGCCGCCUCAGGGCCAUGGAUCCCGCCGAGGCCGAGUUCCUGGCCGAGAAGGAGCUGGUGACCGUCAUCCCCAACUUCAGCCUGGACCGGAUCUACCUCAUCGGGGGGGAUUUGGGUCCCUUUAAUCCUGGCUUGCCUGUGGAAGUGCCUCUUUGGCUAGCUGUUAACCUAAAACAGAGACAGAAGUGUCGGCUAAUACCUCCUGAAUGGAUGGAUGCUGAAAAGCUGGAGGAAAUCCGGGAUCAGGAACGCAAAGAGGAUACUUUCACUCCAAUGCCCAGUCCCUACUACAUGGAACUAACUAAGUUGCUGUUAAACUAUGCCUCAGACAGCAUCCCGAAAGCAGAUGAAAUCCGAACACUGGUUAAGGAUACCUGGGAUACGCGGAUAGCUAAACUGCGGCUGUCUGCGGACAGCUUUGUCAGACAGCAGGAGGCCCAUGCCAAGCUGGAUAAUCUGACCUUGAUGGAGAUCAACACCACUGGGACUUUUCUUACUCAAGCCUUAGAUCACAUGUACAAGCUACGCACAAACCUUCAGCCGGCUGAGAGUGCCCAGUCCCAGGAUUUCUAAGAUGUCUUCUGACAAUCUAAAACCCUCAUGGGAUGAGGCAAAGUAGUAGGAGGACUCUGCCCUCUGGACACUAUUAAUGAGUCCUAAUGCAACUUGCCUUAUGCUGUUUUUAUGCCUUAAAUACCCUGUAUAGGUCUCUGCUAAAAACCAUGCAAGUCUUAUACAUUUCCUGUCAAUUGUAUCUAA
Molecule: messenger RNA, 852 nt
Organism: Mauremys reevesii (Reeves's turtle)
Lineage: Eukaryota; Metazoa; Chordata; Testudines; Geoemydidae
Gene: GINS2
Product: GINS complex subunit 2
Exons: 5
Coding region: 109-666 (185 amino acids)
Biological process (GO): DNA replication; double-strand break repair via break-induced replication
Cellular component (GO): GINS complex; nucleus
Source: RefSeq, a predicted model, not a curated record